GUGGAUUGGAAUUCUUGCUCUUUACACAGUUCAUAAGGGGCAGUUUAACUGUCCUGGGGGAGGAUUACUGCACAGCUACUUGCUUGUCCUCCUUAUUCUUCUGGCUUCUAUAAUAUGUGCAUUAUCUGCACUUGUAUAUGUCAGUAUGCAAGGAACAAUUUCUAAUCCAGGCCCAAGAAAAUCACUCCCCAAGCUACUUUAUACUCGUCUACUUCUCUAUUUGCCUGAAUUCAUCUGGGCUGUUGUAGGAGCUGUGUGGGUGUCAGACAGCAGUGUGCACUGCGAAAAGACUGUGAUAAAUGUCAUCAUGGGGACAGUUAUUGCAAGCUGGGUUAUCAUCAUCUUUACCGUUAUUGGAGUUGUAAUCGUCUUUGAUCCACUUGGGGGGAAAAAGACGUUUUACCUCACCGAUAGUGUAAAUCGGAACCUGGAAAGCAGCCAGUCAGGGCAAUUGCUAUAUAAUGUGAAGAACACUGCCACCAGAGUCUGGGAAAAAAGAAUCAGGUUACUGUGUUGUUGUAUUGUGCAAGACGAUGACCAUCGAGUGGCUUUUACAAGUAUCGCAGAGCUUUUCCGCACCUACUUUUCCGACACUGAUCUGGUGCCAAGUGACAUAGCAGCUGGUUUGACGCUGCUCCAUCAAGAGCAAGAUAAAAUGGAAAGUUGUCCAAAAGAGCCUGAAGAAGUCCUGUGUCAUUCUCCAUCAUCUCUUCUGACAGAUGAUUUGGAUAUCGAACUGGAGAAUGCUGCCCACUAUAUGCUGUUUGCUGCAGCUGCUUAUGGCUGGCCCUACUACAUAUACACCAACCCAUUUACUGCACUUUGUAAGCUCAAUGGUGACUGUUGCGGAAAUAGACCAACAGAUUCUGAUAUAACUGGCAGUGAUCGUCAUAACUUUCACUUUGGAUCCAUCCUAAAAAUAACAGGACUGCAGUACAGAGACUUCAUUCAUAUCAGUUUUCAUAACAAGAUCUAUGAGAUUCCGUUUUUUGUUGCUUUGGAUCACAAAAAAGAAGCUAUUGUGGUUGCAGUGAGAGGAACCUUGUCUUUUGAGGACAUUCUCACUGAUCUGUCGGCAGAUUGCGAAGACUUGACACUGGAGGAUGUUCUAGAGAACGGCUUUGUGCAUAAGGGAAUAACUCAAGCUGCAAAUUACAUCUAUCAAAAGCUGAUAAAUGAUGGAAUUUUAAACCAGGCUUUCACAAUUGCUCCAGAAUAUAAACUUGUGAUAGUUGGUCACAGUUUGGGUGGUGGAACAGCUUCUAUAUUGGCGAUCAUGCUCAGGAACUCUUUCCGAACAUUAAGAUGUUAUGCCUUUUCUCCUCCAGGAGGACUUUUAAGCAAAUCACUUGCAGAUUACACUAAGCACUUCAUCGUUUCAGUCAUUGUUGGAAAGGACCUUGUUGCAAGGUUAAGUAUGCCCAACAUGGAGGAUUUAAAGAGGAGAAUAGUGAGAAUUGUGGCAAACUGCAGCAGACCCAAGUACCAGAUUUUGCUGCGUGGGUGUUGGUACGAAGUAUUUGGAGGAGAUCCAGAUAACUUCCCAACUGAGCUGGAUGGUAGAAACCAAGAUGCCCUCACCCAGCCACUUCUAGCUGAGGAGAGUUUAAUGGUUCAUCGGUCACCUUCAUACAAUGCCCUUGAGGAUGAAUCGCACUUAAAUUCACCAUCCCAGUAUCCUCAUCUGUAUCUUCCUGGAAAGAUUAUCCAUAUUGUAGAAGAAUCCAGCUCUAGGAGGUUGUGCUCUUCAGAUAUUAAAUAUAUGGCAAGAUGGUCAAAUGAAACAGCCUUCAGCAGCAUUUUAAUAAGUCCCAAGAUGAUAACAGACCACAUGCCAGAUGUUGUGCUCAAAGCUUUGAACAGUUUGUCUCAAGAACAUGGAUCGUGUAGUUCUUGUCAAACACGAGAAUGUAACACCAACGUGGUAUAACCGCAGCUCGAAGA
Messenger RNA from Phaethon lepturus (White-tailed tropicbird), 1944 nucleotides. It is a transcript of the gene DAGLB, whose product is annotated as diacylglycerol lipase, beta. The transcript has 14 exons. The record is from RefSeq and is a predicted model, not a curated record. Gene Ontology annotation, biological process: lipid metabolic process. The annotation marks the transcript as partial. NCBI's taxonomy places the organism in Eukaryota, Metazoa, Chordata, Aves, Phaethontiformes, Phaethontidae.